AUGAACUGCCACGUAUGCGAUCGUGGGCCUAACUCCCAGCUUCAUCUUCUGUGCCCGACGUGUUCCCGUAACCGGCUCUACUCUCUUCGCUUCGAUCAUGCCAGGGUUUUAUUGGAAAAGGAAGCCAUUGGGAAGGAAAUCGAAGCUGCAGUGGUGACUAAGAAGACACAUAAUGCUGAACCUAUGGAGGAUGGGCGCCCAGGCGACCUGGGAUCUCGGCAACGCUCGUCUCGCUGGGCCAUCCAAGCAGCCAAAAGUCGUGCUUCGCAGUCGACCGCGAGGACAUCGGCGAUUUUCGACCAGAUAGCUACAUUAAGGGAAGAAAUAAGAGAAGGGAGAGAAGACAUCGCCCAUCGCAGAUCUUUACUCAAGAAGCGACGAUCAGAUUCUAGGGUUUUCCUGUGUCGCGAGGCUGCCAAUCUUUAUCGUUUGCGCCAGAGAACGAGGCGGAGAAAUGGCGAGCUCGUUGCAGUUUACACCAUUGGAGGGGUCAGUAUUGUUGAUCUCAGGGACCUGAACGGUGCAAGUCACGUCCACAUUACCACGUCCCUUACCUACAUCGCCCAUCUCUUGGUUCUCGUUUCGCAUUACCUCUCCCUCAGGCUACCUGCAGAGAUAACACUGCCCCAUCGAAAUUACCCACUACCCACUAUAUUUCCGCCAUCAUCCUCAUAUUUGUCACAAGAAGCAAUAUUCCCCGGUACAUCGCUUUCUCAAUCAUCCCCGUCGAGUCCUACAGCUUCUCGGACUACGGACACCAGACCGCCUCCUCGUCCAAGGCCACUCUAUAUCAACAAAUCUUUACCGAAGCUUGCACAAGAAGACCCUGCGGCUUAUGGGUUGUUCCUCGAGGGAGUUGGGCUCCUAGCUUGGAACAUUUGUUGGGUUUGUCGUACUCAAGGACUGCAUGUUGUUGUUGACUCCUGGGAGGAUGUUUAUGAUAUGGGCCGUAACUUGUGGACGUUACUUGUUGCACAGCCAUCCCAAUCGUCAGCCUUCACUAGAGUGUUAUCAAACCGGGAUAACCACGCAAAACUUCAGGGCUCUGAUAAGGAUUCCCCCAAACCAACUAUCCAGCGAACCAGGUCCUUGUCAAUGCUUGGCCAUUAUUCUCAUGGAACGGCACAUUCAUUCCUUGGAGGCGCGGAAGGAACUGAAUUUAUGAGAAAAUGGAAGCAGCCUUCCACAGCUAAGGUCGUCGACAAGCUGAAAUCUGUUCUCCUAGGAGAAAUGGCGAGUGCAGAAUGGGAGUUGCUCGACAAAACAGAAUGGGAGGACGAAGAUUCCCAAAAGCAUAUUCUCCGGGAAGGAGAAGAACCUGCUCCGAUGGCUAUUAAAUCCCCUUCAGCUGUGACGGACGGCGUCCUAAGCGAUACCGCGAGCAUUGCCACUGCUAAAACACUGGAUGAAAACAACCUUGCCGAUGACAGCAUGACAAACAACCAUAAACCAAAGGGGACACGGGGGUGGACCAAGUUAAAGAGUAGAUGA
Molecule: messenger RNA, 1491 nt
Organism: Blastomyces gilchristii SLH14081
Lineage: Eukaryota; Fungi; Ascomycota; Eurotiomycetes; Onygenales; Ajellomycetaceae
Exons: 3
Coding region: 1-1491 (496 amino acids)
Biological process (GO): SNARE complex assembly
Cellular component (GO): lytic vacuole; endosome
Molecular function (GO): SNARE binding
Source: RefSeq, a predicted model, not a curated record